AUGGCCCACCACCCAGCUGAAUAUGGUACCCUUCUAGUUGCUGCUCUGCUUUCGCCCAGACAGACUCUCCUAUCGACCUCAGACGAAAGCGAGCCACCGUUCAGUCCGGAAGACCCGCAGGGCCAUAAGGAUUCUGAGAUUUCGGAUCAGGAAUGGGAAAUUCGCACAGGUCGCGCCACCUACAUCCUGCAGCAGACGCUCCCAGACUUCUUCGCGACUGGACUCGUGUCGAGCACGGACGUGCGCCCCGACCCACCAGCUGCUGUUAGUCCACCGAAAAGACGCAUGUGGACAUUCCCUGGCGCGAUAUGGCUCGGCCUCAGACCCAAGCCUAGUGUGAAUACGAGUACGAGCGUCAGGGCAAAAACGAAGGAUGGAGGCGCCGAUGGCGAGAGCAUCUACGGCCCACGCAUUAAGCUGACAUACACCCCACCGACACCGCUACCCGCGCCGUUCCCGAAGACUCUCGCGUUCGAAGGCCUACAUCUGUAUAUUGCUAGCAGCAUCUUUGUGCGACACACUUUAAACGCGCUCUACAUGGACCUCGCGGUCACGCUCCGCCGUGGUCACUUCCUCCUGGUGUCCCGCCCAUAG
Molecule: messenger RNA, 594 nt
Organism: Phanerochaete carnosa HHB-10118-sp
Lineage: Eukaryota; Fungi; Basidiomycota; Agaricomycetes; Polyporales; Phanerochaetaceae
Exons: 3
Coding region: 1-594 (197 amino acids)
Source: RefSeq, a predicted model, not a curated record